Messenger RNA from Baudoinia panamericana UAMH 10762, 587 nucleotides. RefSeq lists its product as uncharacterized. Bases 305 to 568 code for a protein of 87 amino acids. Lineage: Eukaryota; Fungi; Ascomycota; Dothideomycetes; Mycosphaerellales; Teratosphaeriaceae. The transcript has 2 exons. The record is from RefSeq and is a predicted model, not a curated record.
GGCAUGCUAGUGCAAACCUUGCGAGUCAAAUGCCACUGCCUCGUCUUGGCCUGGCUGAACGACAACAACACGAUAUACGAAUCAUCUCUUAUUUGGGGCGCUCAGAGUACCUGCCGGACAUGCUGGCGAUAGUUCAGUAUGCCGGAUGUACCAGUACGAAGAAUUUGUACCAAGCGAUAACAACCACUGCGCACGACCGCUAACUGCAUACAUAUUGUACUUGAACCAUGUUUGUGCGCGGGGCUAACCCCGUGGAAAAGUCGCUACUUCUGGAGGAACCAGGGUUAAGUAGUUAGUAGCAUAUAUGAUGUCGCCCAGCAGGGCGGCUGAUGAUGGCCCAGCUAGUAUUAGCCACAAUCAAUACAUGCGGCACAGAGCUUAUUUGGCUAAGCGGUUGCGGAUAUUGCUUCUACAACCAUACGUGGAACUUAGCCAGCAUAGAGAACAGGGUGCAGAUAAACCAGUAGGUACAGUAGUGGCAGAUAACGCUGCAGUAGUGGAUGCAGCUGAGGCAUGUCCGUACGGCAUCCGGGCCACUUACGAGACUUAUUACAUUGUGCUUUACUGACAGAAGAGCCGCUGCAACG